Molecule: messenger RNA, 558 nt
Organism: Cladophialophora psammophila CBS 110553
Lineage: Eukaryota; Fungi; Ascomycota; Eurotiomycetes; Chaetothyriales; Herpotrichiellaceae
Exons: 1
Coding region: 1-558 (185 amino acids)
Cellular component (GO): mitochondrion
Molecular function (GO): 3'-5'-RNA exonuclease activity; nucleic acid binding
Source: RefSeq, a predicted model, not a curated record
AUGACAGGUCUCAAUCCCGCCAAGGAUACGAUCAUGUCCAUAUCGUGUAUAAUCACUACGGCCGACCUCCAUCCGCUGGACCCCGAAGGCUUCGACGCGGUGAUAUUCCACACGCCGGAACAACUCUCCAAGAUGUCAGAGUGGUGUGUCAAGACGCAUGGCGAGUCCGGCCUUACGCAGGAAUGCCUUACUUCAUCGAUCGGCGCUGAAACCGCUGCCAACCGGCUCCUCGCAUACAUCAAACAUUACGUCCCCGAACCCGGCCGGGCUCUUCUGGCGGGGAACAGUAUCCACGCCGACCGGGCCUUUCUGGCGGUCCCGCCCUGGAACGUCAUUCUGGAGCAUCUCCAUUAUCGUCUAUUUGAUGUCUCGGCGAUGAAGGAGAUGGUACGACGCUGGGCGAGUGAGUCCGUGUUGAUGGCAGCUCCGCGGAAAGAACUCAGACAUACCGCUAGAGCUGAUGUAUUGGAGAGCAUCCAGGAGGCGCAGUAUUAUAAGUAUUUGAUUGAGCGAAUGGGUCUAGGUAUUCUCGGUGAGUUCCAAGCAGUCCCCUUGUAA